AAUUGCGAUUAGCUAUUCUUCAUUAUAUAUAAUAAAUUAAUGUAAAUAUACAGUACAUGCAUAGGCUACGGAUAAACAAGCCCUAGCUAAAAAACGACGUCGUCGUCAGGAAAUCUGAAUCCGUAAUUGCGUUACUGUUAUCUGAACUGAUUUCCACAAAUUCGAUUUCCUCUUCUUCCAAAAGUGCGACGUUCGUUUUUAAAUCUCGGCUCGAUAUUUGCAACUCGGGGUUUAACGAUGGAGCCUGCCCGUAAUCCAGUUUCAUGUCUGAGAGAACAACGAGAGUGGUGUUGGGGAAGGCGUUUCCGGAGUAGGAGUGAAAUGGUGGAGAGAGGCGCUGCGGUGGCGGCGGCGGUGGCGGUGUCGGUGGAGGUUGGAGGCGUCGAUGGGAGAAGAGAGGUAACGAUCGGCGAUUUUGGAAGUUGAAGCGGAAAAUUGAGAGGAUGAACGGAAGGAAUUGAAAGGUGAGUGUGCAACAUUAGAUGGAUGUUUGAAGGUGUAAAAGUGUACAAAAUAUUCCAAUUUCGAAGAACAGGGGAUACAGCAGAGGAGAAUGCAACAGUGACUGUACUACAGAGGUGAUAGCUUUGUCUGUAAUGGAUGCUGUUAAAACCAUCAUCACGGACGAGCAUAAGAAAGAGAUGUGUCGAUAUCUCUAUAACCAUCAGAAUCUCGAUGGAGGGUGGGGAUUGCAUAUAGAAGGGCGCAGCAGCAUCUUUUGCACAGUCCUAAAUUAUGUAAGCUUAAGGCUUCUAGGACAAGAAAUGGACGGUGGAGAUGGAGCAAUGCACAAAGCCAGAACAUGGAUUCUUGAUCAUGGUGGUGCUACCUAUAUUCCUUCAUGGGGAAAGUGCUGGCUCUCGGUUCUUGGCGUGUACGAAUGGGAUGGAAACAAUCCUCUACCCCCUGAGCUGUGGCUUCUUCCUUACUUUCUUCCCAUUCAUCCAGGGCGUAUGUGGUGUCACUGUAGGAUGGUGUACCUGCCCAUGUCAUAUUUAUAUGGGAAGAGAUUCAUUGGGCCAAUUAGUGGAGUUGUUCUAUCUCUUAGGAAAGAGCUCUAUAAUCAAGCUUAUCACCAGAUUGACUGGAAUUUGGCCAGAAACCAGUGUUCCAAGGAGGAUUUAUACUUUCCACAUCCACUCAUACAAGAUAUCUUGUGGAAAUGUCUGCACAAGUUUGCAGAACCUCUUGUUAUGAAAUGGCCCUUCUCUAAGCUAAGGAAUAGAGCAUUAAGCACUGUGAUGAAACAUAUCGAAUAUGAAGAUGUAAACACUAAUUAUCUCUGUAUCGGACCAGUAAAUAAGGUAAUGAACAUGCUGUGCUGCUGGAUAGACGAUCCAAAUUCGACAGCUGUCAAACGACACCUUUCAAGAAUAAAAGAUUAUCUGUGGGUAGCUGAAGAUGGCAUGAAGAUGAAUGGAUAUAAUGGGAGUCAGUUGUGGGAUGUAGUUUUGGCUGUUCAAGCAAUUGUCGGAACCAACCUUCCUCAAGAAUAUGAUUUAAUGCUUAAAAGGGCACACCAGUUCAUCAAAAUGUCACAAAUGAGUAAAGAUAGUUCAGGAGAUUUAAGUUGUUGGUAUCGCCACAGCUCUAAAGGAGGGUGGCCCUUUUCUACUGCAGACAAUGGCUGGGCAGCAGGAGAUUGUACGGCAGAAGGCCUUAAGGCAGCUCUUAUACUAUCGCAGUUGCCAUACGAGAUUGCUGGACAAGCAUUAGAACAAAAUAAGCUAUAUGAUGCAGUCGAUUUGAUUUUAUCCCUUCAGAAUAGUAGUGGAGGUUUUGCAUCAUAUGAGCUCACACGAUCGAAUGCUUGGUUGGAGAUGAUUAAUCCAUCAGAAAUAUUCGGGGAUAUCAUCAUCGACUACCAGUAUGUAGAAUGCACAUCUGCUGCAAUUCAAGGUCUGAAACAAUUCAGCAAAUUGUACCCGGGUUAUCGAAGGAAAAACAUAGAGGCGUGCAUCAAGGAGGCACUUCACUUCAUUGAAAGCAUGCAGUUAUCCGAUGGCUCAUGGUAUGGAUCUUGGGCUGUAUGCUACACUUAUGGGACAUGGUUUGGGAUAACAGGACUAAUAACUGGUGGUAAAACAUAUGAAAAUAGCUUAGCUGUAAGAAAAGGUUGUGAAUUUUUGUUAUCGAAGCAGCUUCCCUCGGGUGGAUGGGGAGAAAGCUAUCUUUCAAGCCAAGACAAGGUAUACACAAACGUUGGGAAAGACGUAUCACAUAUUGUAAACACUGGAUGGGCUAUGCUGGCGCUUAUCGAAGCAGGACAAGCAAAACGGGAUCCCAAUCCACUUCACCGUGCUGCUAAAGUACUGAUUAAUUCCCAAAUGGCGAAUGGAGAUUUCCCACAACAGGAAAUUGUGGGCGUCUUCAACAAAAACUGUAUGAUAAGCUACUCGGCUUACAGGAACAUUUUCCCGAUAUGGGCACUUGGAGUUUACCUCAACAAGGUCUUGAAAGCAUGAAAACAAAACUGUAUGUAUAUGCACUGAAGAAAGAUCUAAUUGUGUGUUCUUUAAGAUGUAAUUAUAAAUAUAAUCGUGUUGGGUCGUUUAUUUUUAUGCAUUAUUUUUUAGGGAUAGAUUUUAUUCAAAUACUCAUCUUGUCACUUAUUAUUCUUUUUCUGAACCAAAUUAUGUAUACGGCAAUCAUUUGGUCCUGGAAAAUUUGUGGUGGUGAUUGGGAAGGGAGAUAAAGGGAAUAUGACAGCACCAAGAUUAAAGAUAACUUAAUUGUUGAUGUGCUUGGUUGGCCUAGCUUUAGAUGUCACUAAACAAAUAGAUAGGAUUGCAACCUUCGUUAUUUCUUAAUAGAUUUUUAUUUCAACUA
This is a messenger RNA of Erythranthe guttata (spotted monkey flower), 2829 nucleotides long. Lineage: Eukaryota; Viridiplantae; Streptophyta; Magnoliopsida; Lamiales; Phrymaceae. The record is from RefSeq and is a predicted model, not a curated record.